UCUGCUGCUGGAUGGAGGAGGUCUGCUGGAGGGAGGGCAGCGCUCAGGAUAAAUGCGCUCUUUCAUUUCAAAGGGAGAGAAUUCCGUUAUACUGGAGCCGCAUAUUUACAUCGACAGAGACGCAGAGGAGGAACAAACAACAAGAGGGUUUUCUGUUUUUGUCACUUUAGGAGAAGAGGACAUGAUAUUGGAUGCGAAGUUAUCAGAGGAACCUCAAACUUUGCGCUUGACGAACGGAGCCCCCAUCCACAGGAGAGUUUGAGCUCCAGGGACGCGCUCGGGAGUCCGGAGGGAGAAAGGCGCGCGGCUGAUGGACUGUUUGUGAAGGUGUUCCACAUUAGUGAUGCUUUAAUGACCCUGAACUGCGGCCUCUUGUUGGAUGGGACAGGUGCACCGAUUUCCACGCUCCAAACCACGGGUCACUGAAGUGUCAAUUAAGACUUCGCCUUGAUCCUCAUCCACACAGACCACGUUGCCUCCGUGGUGUCACUCAUUUACUGCUCCGGGGACUUGAACAAGCGCAAAAACAAGAUUCCUCCUGUUGACUGGGAUUAUUUAAUCUUAAUUUAUAACAACGAGUUUCUCUGGUUACCGCUGAAGGGAGCUUUACGCACGUACACGCGCAGCAGACAUGCCACUGCAGCACCGUUCGACUGGAUUUUACGCAUCUCUGGGGGAAAGAGAGAGUUGAAAAAGUGUGCGUGUGUGUGAAUGCGUGUGUGUGGCUGUGAGUGUGUGUAUGUGUGUGUGCAGGUAGAGGCCAAUGUACUGCAUCUCUAGCUCAGGGGAGACCACAUUGUGAACAGAGAAAAAAGAGAAAAGUAAAAGAGAGAGACUGGUUUUAAAACCUGCUUCAUAAAUGGAGCUGCGUAAAUACCUGAUGUGCCUGGAGUUCAUCCUCCUCCUUAAAGAGUUUUGUCAGUGUUUCAACAUAGAUGUAAAGAAUCCGCGCAUCUUCACUGGCCCAGAGGACGCUCUGUUCGGCUUCUCUGUUUUACAGCACGAGUCGAAUGGAGAGAAAUCAAUGCUGGUUGGCGCUCCCUGGGACGGGCCGCCCAACAACAGGAAAGGAGACGUGUAUAAAUGCAUCGUGGGGGACGAGAGGAACUCAAACUGCAGCAAAGUGAAUCUAGGUGAGAUUGCUCUCCAGAACGUCUCUAAAAACCUGAGGAACUCUCACCUGGGAAUGACCCUCACUCCGGACUCACCUGACGGCUUCCUGGCAUGUGCACCACUGUGGUCGCAGGAGUGUGGUACGUCUAUGUUCAGCACUGGCAUCUGUGCCUCGGUCAGCGAUGACCUAGAACCAAGAGAGACCAUCGCUCCAACAGCACAAAGGUGCUCCACGUACAUGGACAUCGUGAUCGUGCUGGACGGCUCCAACAGUAUCUAUCCCUGGUACGAGGUCCAGAACUUCCUCAGCAACAUCCUCAGCAAAUUCCACAUCAGCUCAGACCAGAUGCAGGUCGGUGUACUGCAGUACGGCGAGGUAGCAGUCCACGAGUGGUCUCUGAAGGACUACCAGACCACAGAUGAGGUGGUGGAGGCUGCCAAGAACAUCAGCCGACAGGAGGGACGAGAGACGCGCACGGCAUACGCCAUCCACAUGGCCUGCACAGAGGCGUUCAGUUUGGAACGUGGUUCGAGGGAUGGAGCGACCAAGGUGAUGAUCGUAGUGACGGACGGAGAGUCGCAUGACGGAGAGGAGCUACCUGAAGCUCUGGAGGAGUGUGAGAAGAGAAACAUCACAAGAUACGCCAUCGCUGUUUUGGGUCAUUAUAUCCGCCGGCAGCAGGACCCUGAGACGUUCAUUAACGAGAUCAAGUACAUCGCCAGCGACCCUGACGACAAAUUCUUCUUCAACGUGACAGAUGAAGCUGCGCUCAAUGACAUUGUGGACGCUCUGGGAGACCGAAUCUUCACCCUGGAAGGGACACUGGGCUACAACGAGAGCUCGUUCCACAUGGAGAUGUCUCAGAUCGGCUUCUCCACACACACACUGGAUGAUGGCAUUUUGUUUGGGAUGGUCGGCGCCUAUGAUUGGGACGGUGGCGUGCUGAAGGAGGGGAUCAACGGACGCAUCGUGCCGCCCAGAGAGGCCUUCGAGAGCGAGUUUCCACUGGAGCUGAAGAAUCAUGCUGCUUAUUUAGGUUACACAGUGUCAUCUGUGAUAGUUGGCGACUGGAGGAGGCUGUAUGUAGCUGGAGCUCCUCGCUUCAAACACAAAGGCAAAGUCAUCCUGUUUGAGCUCAGCGACGACGGCGACGUCAACAUCGUGCAGGCCCUCAAUGGAGAACAGAUUGGGUCUUACUAUGGCAGUGAGGUGUGUGGGAUGGAUAUCGACCAGGACGGCAUCACCGACGUCCUCCUGGUGGCUGCUCCGAUGUACCUGGGCUCAGGAAACAAGGAGGCUGGGAGGGUCUACAUCUACAGCCUCAGUGGGGAGGAGGUGUUUGUAUCUAACGGGACUCUGAACUCAGAGGAGAAGUCCCAGGACGCCAGGUUUGGUUAUGCGCUGGCGUCCGCCCCCGACCUCAACCACGACGGCUUCACUGACCUGCUGGUGGGAGCCCCGCUGGAGGACGAGCACCGGGGGGCCAUCUAUGUGUACCACGGAGAUGGCAUUUACAUCAACCACAAUUAUAAACAGGUACCUACCCUUUACUUACAGGUAGAAGCUUUCUGGAACCUGUCAGAAAUCAAUCAAACUAAUGUCCUUUCCUGGCUCCCGUCCCUACAGCGUAUCGCAGGGUCAUCGCUCUCCUCCUCCAUGCAGUACUUUGGCCGCAGUGUGAGCGCUCGGAUGGACCUGGAUGGAGAUGAGCUAAUAGACUUGGCAGUGGGAGCACUGGGCAGUGCUGUGCUGCUCAGCUCUCGCAGCAUAGUCCAGAUCAACGUGAGUCUGUCCUUCCAGCCGCACUCCAUCAACGUCAUUCAGAAGACCUGCCAGAGAGGAGGCAGAGAGUCAGCCUGUCUGGAUGCGACUGCCUGCUUCACAGCCGUCUCCCGCUCCCCUGGACCACAGAGCAACAGCUUUGACCUGUGGGUGUCGGCGAUGUUGGAUGACAGGAAGUUGUCUGCCCGGGCCCUGUUUGACGACAGCUCCCACAGACAGACCCAGAUGGUCGUCCGAGUCCAAACGGGACAAACUCUCUGCUACAACCUUCCCUUUCAUGUUUAUGACACAGCAGAUUACAUCCGUCCAAUCAGCUUCUCGCUGCGGUUUAAGAUCAACGACACGGAGAGUGGUCCGGUAUUGGAUGAGGGCUGGCCAACCACUGUCAAGAAAUUUAUCGCGUUCUUCAAAGACUGCGGUGAGGAUGACGUGUGUACCACAGACCUGGUGCUGCAGGCUCAUAUGGACAUCUCUGGGACGAGACAGAAGCCUUACGUGAUCCGCAGCCCUCGUAGGCGUCUGGCGGUGGAGGUGCAGCUCCAGAACAGACUUGAAAACGCCUACAACACCAGCCUGACGCUGCACUACUCACGCAACCUGCACUUCUCCAGCCUCAGCAUUCGGGAGGAUGCCCACUUUAAGAUCGAGUGCACGGCGCUCGGUGCCAACAGCCACUCGUGUAACGUCAGCUAUCCGGUGUUUCGCUCCCAGUCAAAGGUUAACUUCAUGCUGGAGUUUGAGUUCAGCUGCACGUCUCUGCACAGUCGAGUCCAGAUGAAGCUCCAUGCUGCCAGUGACAGUGUGGAGAGGGAGGAGACGCUGGGGGACAACAGUGUUCAGCUGCAGAGUUUUGUUCAGUAUGAACCGGACCUGUUUGUCAGCAGUGACUCUAAUUUGAACCGAUACGAGGUCCACCCCACGCGGACGGUGUCAGAGGCGAUUGGACCAGAGUUCUAUACACACCUCAGGCUGCAAAACCUUGGCUGCUUCUCUGUGAGUAAUCUGGUGGUGAGGCUGCAUCUGCCCUCAGUGGCUGCAGGAGACAGAGUGUUCAUGACUGUCACUGAGGUCUUCUCCUACAAUGCGACAGGAGUGAACUGCAGCGUGCUGAGUGAUCUGGACCAGCUCAAAGCCAAACACAGAGAUGUGCGCCCCCUACAUCCAGAAGACAUGAUGCACAACGACAUACUGAACUGCAGCAGGUCGUGGUGCACGGAGGUUGUGUGUGAAGUGCAGCAGCUUCUGAGAGGGCAGGCUGCACUCAUUCGUGUCAGCCGCAGAGUCCACGAUGACUUCUUCAGAAAAGCCAAAUAUAAGUCAGUGAGGAUAAUGGGAGCCUAUCGCCUGGCAGCUCAGGAGACUAACCUCAUCAGUCUGGACACAGGGACAGACUGGAGGGAGACUGUACUGGAGGUGCUGAAGGGCCGAGCUAUUCCAAUCUCACUCUGGAUUCUGAUCGGCAGCAUCAUCGGAGGGUUGCUGCUACUGGCCCUCAUCAUUUUUGUACUGUGGAAGCUGGGGUUCUUCACACGCAAACAGAGAGCAGAGGAUGAGAACCAUGAGGACUGAGCCCGACGUCUGCUGCCAUGACAACGGUCAUUUGCCAUGACAACGGUCAUUUGCCAUGACAACGACCACAUGAGUCCACAGAUUGGACUGGUUUGGUACAAAGAUGCGACUGGGACCUUCAGGACCAAAGAGAGCAUCACGGGGGUCAAACAGAAAUGCACUACCCACUAUUUCCAGCAUCGGGAGCACUUGUGUAAAUAAUCUUUUUUUAUUGUAUGGAACGCCAGUGUGUAUUAAACCACAAUACUUCUAUUUAAUAUACAGAAAUCUUCAUGGUUUCACAGUCACCUUGUCGUAUGUUUGUCCUUCAAGUUUUGUGUUUGUUCUUUAAUGAAAUAAAAAGUGUUGAAAAGUU
Molecule: messenger RNA, 4820 nt
Organism: Pleuronectes platessa (European plaice)
Lineage: Eukaryota; Metazoa; Chordata; Actinopteri; Pleuronectiformes; Pleuronectidae
Gene: itga10
Product: integrin, alpha 10
Exons: 29
Coding region: 860-4465 (1201 amino acids)
Biological process (GO): cell-matrix adhesion; cell adhesion mediated by integrin; cell-cell adhesion
Cellular component (GO): integrin complex; external side of plasma membrane
Molecular function (GO): integrin binding
Source: RefSeq, a predicted model, not a curated record